UACGGAAACUGCGCAGGUUUUAAAACGUAGCUGCAGAAUUCAUGGCGCUCACGUAACUAUUAAGAAGAGGAAUCGGUACUGGAGGUCCGUGAAGCAGACUUCUUCGCCUCAGUUCGCGCAGCUCUGCCGCGAACUCGCGUUUCCUGAAAUGCUCCGCCUCUGAGAGUCUCUGGCUUCAGUGAGAACAUUUAAAGAGUCUUACUCCACAGCAUCACAUCAUUUACGGCAGAGCAGAGGCUGGAACAGCUGCUGAUUCCAAACCAUCAAACUCAAACCAGCGUUCAGAGCAAAAACUGGUCGAACUCUGAAGAUGAGUGCUGCACAGAGUGAAACGACCCUGGAGGCCAAACUGGAGGCCCUGCAGUGCCACUUCACCUGGGAUCUGGACUCCUGCGGCAGGUCCAAACUUUUACGUGUCAGGGACAAGCUGGUGGACAUCGGCACGGAGGAGGGAAACAGUUGGCUGGGUCACAUUUACAACCUGCAGGGGUACCUCUGCCACCAGCUGGAAGACCACUCCCAGAGUUUCCUCAGCAGGGCUGCAGAGGCCCUCUGUAAGACCAGGAAAACAGAUGAGGGUCCAUGGCUGGUGGUGAACUAUGGGAACCAGGCUUGGCUGCACUACCAUCAGGGAGAACAAGCAGAGAGUCAGGCUUACCUGUCAAAGGUUGAGACCCUGAUGAAAGAGUACCCAUCUCCAUCACAGGACGAGCUGCAUCCUGAGAUCUACGCGGAGAAAGCCUGGACUCUGAUGAAGUUCAGCAGAGAAAAAAAGCAGCUGGCUGCAGACUACUUCCAGAGAGCCAUCAGGAUGCAGCCGGACAUGGUGGAGUGGCAGAGCAGCCAUGUGUUAGCUGUAGCGAGCACUUUUAAGCGCAGUGACACAGGGCUAGAGGCUGACAUCCUGGAGAAGAUGAGAAAAGCCAAGGAACAGGAUCCAGAGAACCUGUACCUGGCUGUUUACUACCUUGAGCAACGCGCUAAGACAGGAGAAAGAAUUGAAGAUGAAGCGCGCGAGUUAGCUGAGAAGGUCCUGAGAAAUCCUGUCAGCUGUUAUAACGGUAUGAAAUCAUUACUGAGGGUUUACAGAUACUACAUCUCCAUUGAUGAGGCUAUUGAUUUGGCAGAGAAAGCUCUGGAAAAACAUCCAGAUGCACGUUAUCUGAAAAGAUGUGCUGCACGUUGCUACAAAUGGAAGAUCGUUUUCUUCCGGGACGGUCGCCCAAAGCAAAGCGAGAUAGACAGAGCAGUCAGUCUCCACAAGGAGGUGAUUUCUCUUUAUCCUGGGUCUUCAUUUGUAAAGAGAAUAGACCUUGCAAACAUAUACGCAAAAUUAAAUCAUGGCCUGGCUAAAGCUGAGCAGAUGUACCAGGAGCUGCUAGAGCUUGAUCUGGAACCAGGAGACCGACAGACGCUUUACAACUGCUACGCAAAAUAUCUAAACUUUGAUCGGCAGGAGCACCACAGGUCGAUAAAAUAUCACAUGAAGGUGGCUGCGAUACCGGAACAAUCCUUCUUCAGAGAGAACAGCAUCAAAAUCCUGGAGAGGAUUAAAGACAGAGGCAGGAACCGCAUGUGCAGAGAAAUAGAGGAGUUUCUGGCCAAACUGGAAGAGCCACAGCAGUUCUAAAUCCAUCAAGGUCUAUCAUUACCGUGAAAAAUGAAUUUGAUUACAGACACAUCAGGACACAUUUGUGGAAAAGAUUUGUAUAAAUUAUGGAUUACCUCUUAGAAUAAUGAGUAAAUAGAAGAGACAAACAGACGGUGAAGGCCCGCUGCUUCCAGUCUCAGGAUUGGAUGGGUAGAACCUUUGAACCAAGAACCUUCAAUGGAAAACACAGAGUAACAAGUUUCAAAGGUCUGAAAGAUUUUUAUUUUUUUAAAAACAUUUUUAUUAUGUUAGUUAUUGUAAUAACAGUGGCUUGGUGCUUUAAAUAACCUCCACUGUGGAUAUAUUAGUCAUUAAUCCCAACUGAUUCAAACAGAUUUUAAUCACAUGCAGCACUUACUCACAUGUACCUGGAUUUAAAUAAUCAUGUUUUUUUUCUUUCCGUAGCUCUGUAUUUUAAGUUUAUAACCAAACAUAUCAGCUCUGUAUAAAAUCUGGAGUAACUAUGUUGAUGUAAUGGAUCAGUUUAUGUAGAACCUGAAUAUUAUCACCAGAUGUAACUGACUGCACAGACAGUACGUUAACCUGUGUCUACACUUUACUAACUCUGUUAAAUAAAGACUAAAUAAACUAAGAA
This is a messenger RNA of Lates calcarifer (barramundi perch), 2246 nucleotides long. RefSeq names its product interferon-induced protein with tetratricopeptide repeats 1. NCBI's taxonomy places the organism in Eukaryota, Metazoa, Chordata, Actinopteri, Centropomidae. The transcript is spliced from 3 exons. Gene Ontology annotation, biological process: defense response to virus. Gene Ontology annotation, molecular function: protein binding. Gene Ontology annotation, cellular component: cytosol. The record is from RefSeq and is a predicted model, not a curated record. Bases 311 to 1630 code for a protein of 439 amino acids.